AUGCCAAUCACAGAACUCGCAACCCUCUCGUUGAUCCCCCCCAAUAAUCUCUCCGACCCGCACAUAGUAAAUCUUUUCUUCAAAGUUUCUUCCUGGCAAAGAUCCUCUUCGGGUUACCCGUUAUGCUUCUUCAUAAAUCCGGAAGAGCCUGCUGAGAUCUACCUCAUCACUGGAUGGGACGACGUGCGCGCACAUGAAAAAUGGAUAGCAAGCUCCAGAAAUCAGGAGCUUCUUUAA
Molecule: messenger RNA, 237 nt
Organism: Suillus paluster
Lineage: Eukaryota; Fungi; Basidiomycota; Agaricomycetes; Boletales; Suillaceae
Exons: 1
Coding region: 1-237 (78 amino acids)
Source: RefSeq, a predicted model, not a curated record